This is a messenger RNA of Racocetra persica, 593 nucleotides long. The record is from the annotation of a GenBank genome assembly. Lineage: Eukaryota; Fungi; Glomeromycota; Glomeromycetes; Diversisporales; Gigasporaceae.
AUGAUGACCCAAUACAUUUCAAUUUCAUAAACCCAAAAUAUCAUCACCAUCAUAAUUCAUUUGGAGGUUCUACCACCACCACCGUUAGACACGGUGAUCAAUUUUUUACAAGUCCUUAUCCUUCAAAUUUUAAUGACAAUGAUAAUGUCAAUAAUUCGGUUAUUGGUAGUAGUAGUUCAAUCCCAUUUAUUAAUACAAAUAUUACAACUACAAAUGAUUCUCUAAAGAAAAUUCCUCAAAACUUUCGUCGUCAAUCAGAUUCUUCAAUAUCAAAACAAUAUCAACAAAGACGUUCUCCAUCAUCCCCUUCUCCACUCUCUUUACGUGGUUUAAAUGAUCCUAUUAAGGUUCCUACUGAAGAAAAUGUUCUUCAACAAGAAAUGGUACUUGAAAAUCCUUUAUCGCCUUUAUCUCCAUCAUCCACUAUUUUUGAUAGAAGACGUACAAAGUUAUCAUCUGAUGCUACUACUGGUCAUAAAAAUAAUUCUAUUAUUUUUGGUGGUAAUCAAAAUUUGAAAGAAUGGUUAUUGAAAAAACCUAUUCCUGCUAUUCCUAGACCUCAAAGACUUGAUAGUUAUAGGGAAAGUAUUUAA